AUGGCGGCCAUGGAUGAGGAAGUGAGCACAAUGCGCGAGCCAUGCCCCUGGCGUAUUCUUGAUGAUUGCGGUGGCGCUUUUGCCAUGGGUUGCAUUGGUGGCUCCGUCUGGCAUGGCGUCAAGGGCUACAGAUCAGCACCCAUGGGCCUGAAGUACAGGGAGUGCAUCAACGCCAUCAAGCUGCGUGCACCAACCGUUGGUGGCAACUUUGGUAUUUGGGGCGCCAUGUUCUCGUCGUUUGAUUGCUCGUUUGCCGCGCUUCGUGGAAAGGAUGAUCCGUGGAACGCCAUUGCCUCUGGCUUCGUCACCAGCGGUGUUCUUGCCGCCCGCUUUGGUGCCUCGACUGCGCUCAAGUCUGCUGUCGGCGGCGGUGUUAUUCUUGCGUGUAUUGAGGGCCUGACGGUGGCCAUCAACAACUGGCAGACACAGCAGAUGAAGCCGCAAAGACCGCAGAUCAUGGAUGACCCGCUUGGUCCCGCGCCAGCACGGAGUUAA
Molecule: messenger RNA, 495 nt
Organism: Salpingoeca rosetta
Lineage: Eukaryota; Choanoflagellata; Craspedida; Salpingoecidae
Exons: 5
Coding region: 1-495 (164 amino acids)
Biological process (GO): protein import into mitochondrial matrix
Cellular component (GO): TIM23 mitochondrial import inner membrane translocase complex; mitochondrial inner membrane
Molecular function (GO): transmembrane protein transporter activity
Source: RefSeq, a predicted model, not a curated record